This is a messenger RNA of Sphaeramia orbicularis (orbiculate cardinalfish), 720 nucleotides long. Its product is annotated as trace amine-associated receptor 1-like. NCBI's taxonomy places the organism in Eukaryota, Metazoa, Chordata, Actinopteri, Kurtiformes, Apogonidae. Gene Ontology annotation, biological process: G protein-coupled receptor signaling pathway. Gene Ontology annotation, molecular function: trace-amine receptor activity. Gene Ontology annotation, cellular component: membrane. The record is from RefSeq and is a predicted model, not a curated record. The transcript is spliced from 4 exons. The coding region runs from base 1 to 720 and encodes 239 amino acids.
AUGUGUACUGUGGGGAACGGGGGUUCGCACAGCCACCUGACAGCGGCAAAGACUGAAGUCCUGGUCUAUCACAUCCUGCUGUUCAUUUUCUCUCCACUCACGGUGGCUCUCAACCUGGUGGUCAUCAUCUCAGUCGCCCAUUUCAGACAGCUCCACACACCCACCAACCUCCUCCUCCUCUCUCUGGCUGUGUCUGACCUCCUUGUAGGCCUGGUGCUGAUGCCGGCAGGAAUCCACCUACAGCUGUCCUGUUGGUUUCUUGGUGACUCCAUGUGUUCUUUGUAUACAUUUUUUGCUUGGUGGUCUGUUUCUGCAUCAGUAGGAGACAUGGUGCUCAUCUCAGUCGACCGCUAUGUUGCUAUCUGCGACCCUCUGCAUUACACUAAUAAGGCUCGUGCCAUGCGUUCUCACAUCACAUCCAUCACAGCCCAGCGUUCAGGGAAGGCCGUCGCCAACAAAUCUGAGCUGAAAGCAGCCCGGAGUCUUGGUGUUCUUGUUGUUGUCUUCUUAAUAUGUUUCUGCCCUUAUUAUAUUUUGACCCUAACCGGCAACUCAUUUAUUCCUUCAUUAUCCUCUUAUAUGACUUUUGUUAUGUAUUUAAAUUCAUGUGUAAAUCCUCUGAUUUAUUCCUUAUUCUAUCCUUGGUUCAGAAAAGCUGUUAGACUAAUAUUCACUUUGCAGAUACUGCAGUCUGACUCUUGUGAUUCCACCAUGGUCUAG